AUGACUGACAUCGCGACAUCAGAGGUGUUCAUCUCCGAACUGUCCGCCAAAGAGGUGACUCUCGCGCCCAAACAAGCCACCGUCGUGCGCGAGAUCCCCACCACCAUCCAGCCUGGUCAAAACGAAAUCACCAUCCUGGGCCUCGACCCGAACGUCGACCGCGACUCCAUCCGCAUCGAAGGCUCCGGCGCCGCGACAAUCACCGACAUCCAGACGAGCGUCGUCCCACAGAGGCUAGACUUUAACGACGUCUACCCGCUCGAGUCAGAUAAUGAGGAACAAACCAGCGAUGAAGACGAGGAUAUCUCCGAGGACGAGGACGGGCUCGACGAUCCCGAGCUGCAGGCCAUCCGCAAAGAGAUCGAGAAACUGGAAGAGCGCAAAGCGCGCGCCUCGAGCGAUAUCAACGCCGCGCGCGGGAUUCUAAAUAUCAUGGAUGAAUACGCAAAGGGGCUACGGAAUGACGAGAAAAAGGAUGUUAAGCAGUUUGAGGAGUUCUUGGAUCUAUAUAGCACCCGUCGCGACGCGCAGGCUGAGCGCAACCAAGCUGCUGUUGCAGAGGUCAAAGUCUGUGAGAGGGAGCUGGCGAAGGUGCAAAGGAGGUUCGAGCGGCGCAAGGCGCGAUAUCUGCAGGACCAGCGCGCAGCGUCUAAGGCGAUCCGGCUGCGCAACGAGAAGCGAGCUAGGGCUCGCGAGCAGAAGAAGAGCGAGCGCGCACGGAAGCGCCGUGAGAAGAGCUACUUCUGGCCCGGCUCGGUCGGGCAGGUCAUUGUCUCGCUGGAUGGGCAGAAUGCGCUAUUCACUCCGGGGUCGAGUCGAAGAAGCUCGGUGGUGGAGAGAUCGGGUGAAGUGCAGGAAGCUUCAUCGGCCAUUGAUGUCGUCCUGCGCUUGAGCUACAUCGUGCCCAAGGCGAGCUGGUCUUCGCGGUACGAGUUGCGCAUCAAUUCGCCCUCGUCGUCUGCGCGGUUGACAUAUCGUGCGGAAUUCAUCAACUCGUCGACCGAGACCUGGCGCGAUACUCGCGUCACACUGUCUACGUCGCAGGCUUCGUUCAGCGGCAUCGGGGCGCGCAUCCCCUCGUUGGAUGCGUGGAAUAUCAAACUGCUGGACGGUACUUCCAAUGCCACGUCCAAUGGCCCUUCUUGGGAUCGGAUUCUCAAUGCCCCCCGGCCUGUUCCUGUGCAUCCCGAGACAGUAUCCCGAAAGCCUGUUAACUAUUCACAACUGCCGCCUUCUAUUCCACCAGCAACGUCCGCCAGCCCUUUUGCACAGCCAAAGGCGUCAACGGGGGGGCUCUUUGGAGGACAACCUCAACAACCACAGUCAACCGGGGGAGGCCUCUUUGGGGCAGCACCGCAACCAAAGGGGGUUGCACAACCAACAACGGGGCUCUUCGGGGCAGCACCGCAACAGCCUCAGAAUUCGAACGGCUUCGGGUCGAAUUCAAAUAACGUGUCGAAUUCAAAUAACGUGCCCGCGGCACCACCUCCUCCUCCUCUUCCUGCUGCUCCUGCUGCUGCUGCUUCUGCUCCUCCGGCCCCAGCUAAGUCCUUAUUCGGACAGUCAGCGUCUGCAGCCAACAACGCCGGUCAAUCGUCCCAGAACAACCCCUUCGACACCGCAGCCAGCGCAGCAGUGGAGCUCGAGGAGGACGACUCAGAUACCCAAUCCCUUACAUCCGGUGCCCUCGAGCACCAAGACUCCCUCAAGCAAGACUACGGCAUGACAACCUCGUACGAGCUCCCCAGCCGGCGCACAUUAGCCCCCUCGUUCGUUUCCCGGCGCCACGUCCUCGCAGACCUCGACCUCAAGUCCGUCACGCUCACGUACGUGGUCGUCCCCAAGGCCCGGGAGGCUGCGUUCCUGCGCGCCCGAAUUAAGAAUACCUCCUCUCUCACGCUACGUCCCGGGCAGGUUGGGAUCUCUGUUGACGGGGCGUUCGUUGGCAAUGCGAGUCUCGAGAUGUGUGGGCCGAAUGUCUUUUUCAACAUCUCCCUCGGCAUUGACCCGGGGAUUCAGGUGAAGUAUGCAAAGCCGGUCGUGAAGCCGCUAACAGGUGCACUGUUCUUCAAUAAAGAAGAUGGGGCUAAGUUCCGCCGCUCCUGCUGGGUGAAGAAUACGAAGACCACGGGCGUGGAUCUUAUCGUGUUCGAUCAGGUUCCUGUGACGGAUGAUGAGAAGCUGAGGGUGAAUAUUCUGCAGCCGUUUGAGCUUGAAAAAGAGGGUGACGAGGUGAAGAUUGAGAUGGAGAAAAAGAAGGGGCACGGAACUGCAACUCUGCAGAAGAACGGCCAGGUCAAGUGGACGCUGCGUCUUGAGCCCCGGGAGGAGAUCCGGCUCGUGCUGGAGUAUGAGGCCAAGGUGCCAACUGGGAGCGAUGUCAUCGCGGCAUAA
Aspergillus versicolor CBS 583.65 is the source of this 2394-nucleotide messenger RNA. RefSeq lists its product as uncharacterized. Lineage: Eukaryota; Fungi; Ascomycota; Eurotiomycetes; Eurotiales; Aspergillaceae. The transcript has 2 exons. The record is from RefSeq and is a predicted model, not a curated record. Bases 1 to 2394 code for a protein of 797 amino acids.